This is a messenger RNA of Topomyia yanbarensis, 3044 nucleotides long. RefSeq lists its product as uncharacterized. The coding region runs from base 1950 to 2495 and encodes 181 amino acids. The record is from RefSeq and is a predicted model, not a curated record. NCBI's taxonomy places the organism in Eukaryota, Metazoa, Arthropoda, Insecta, Diptera, Culicidae. The transcript is spliced from 5 exons.
UCCGGACGUGGACGUUGUGUGCGCGGAAGACCCCAAAGCACCGGUUAGAGUUGCCUGUUGUGCGUUGUGACCAUAGGUGUCAGCUUGCGGUUGUCGGUGUGGGCAGUGUUUUGACGAUCUUGGGAUACCCAUAAAAAAGGGAAUUGUGCGAGUAACCUGUCAAGCAGAAUUAACACUGAGUUGGGUAAGGGCGUGCAAGUGCGGAAAUAAUUCGCAGCAACCGAGCAGUAGAAGGUUACGCCAGUAGCACCCUGCAGAGUGGUAUCCGCCCAACAACAGUGAAUCGAGGGGGCUGAAGCGUGGCUCGAAUGGUUUGGGCAGGGCAGAGAGCAAAAGAGCCCUUCGGAAGCAAGACGCCGAAAUAAGUCUUCGCGUCUGAUGCAGUUCUGAAUAAUUUAGGCGACGGAAGGAGAUAAACGUACAUUCAAACUGACAAGUGGGUCAGAAGGAGUUCGAGGAGUGUGGGGUACGAAUGUGUGGACGGCCGGACAAGGAACUGAACGUGACGCUCGCUUGGUGAAGCUGCUGUGGCUGCUACGAUGGCAGUGCUACACUGAUGGUGGGAAAAUUUAUGGAAAAAGCGUGCCCCAACUUCUGCUUUGCGGAUUAGAGUGUUGCUUGUAGUCCAAAUCCACACUUUGUAGUUUCAUAAGCGUAGGAAAGCAAAAGUAACUUUCUUGAUUAAUGGUGGUAGUGGUGCAAAUUUGCUCUAAUUACUAAUAAUCGUACCGAGGUCAGAGCGCCGUGUUACAUCGACCAACGUAGCAGAUCCGCCCCAAAGAUCAUAAAUCUCUAACAAAACUAUUAAUCAUCGCUCCGGCUGGACUAUCCCGUCGGAAGAAGGAUUCCAAUAAAAUAUAAAUUUGCUGAAAACACCAGCCCAGUAGUGCACAAAUAAAAACCCUAACACAAAACACAUUGUUUGCUUUUGCUGUGCCUCCCACCCAGUGGAUACCGAACUGAUCCAAGAGCCAGCAAAAACAAAACAACAACAACAUUCCUAUAAAUUCGCAAAUAUUCUCCAAUUUCCACGUAGUUUUGCCUCCCGCCCCUCACGGGAUUUGGCAGGAAAAGAGGAUUAUAGAUUUUUUGCCGAAAACAUCCAAGCUCGCUUCGAACUAUGAAACAGUGAAAGCACUCUGGUGCGGGAUUAAAUCCUUGGUGGAAAAUUUUUGCCAAUAUAGCAACAAAUUCGGUCAAAGCAAACCUCUAUCCCCAGGAGCGGUGUCACCACGAACCGAAAGGUGGUGGUGCCGGUUUUCGCGAGACCACUUUCACAGUCAGUCAGUAGUGACGGAUGGAACAGUGAAUGGUGGUACUGCCACCGAGCGUAGCCACACUUCUGGGGCAUCCAUCGGUGAUUGUGUGUGAGUGUGGUGGUGGAUGGUGGUGGUGUGCAGUCUGAUGUGGGGUGGUGUGGUGUCGGGAAUGCAGCAUUCGCAUGUGUGCCACUCGAUAGUGUCAUCCAUCAAAUGAAAAGUGCACCAUCAAUUGGAAGCUUUGUGCUCUGUCUGUGAAGUGUGCUAACCGGACACAGCUGACUGGUGGUGGGUUGUUUGCUGGUGCUGCAAAUGCGAAAUGACAGGUGCUUUGCUGGUUUGGGAGUGUGAAAAUUGAAAAUAGGCGAAAAUAAAAACAACUAGUGGAGCGGAUCAAGUGUUUUAUUUUUAGUGCCGGGUUUUAUUAUCGCUGACGCGCUAACGGGGAUUAAACAUUUUAAUACUUGAUCGACAAAGUGUAAAUACUGAUAAAAAGUGUGGCUUGUGUGCGGUACAAUUAUUUUGGAUUUUGAUCCCCGGGUUGAGCCGGAAAGCGGUUUGAAGAUAAUCUGCACGACCGUUUUGACAUGACAACGCUACUCAAAUCACGAACACCAAGUGCUUAUAUAAUUCAAACGUAUAAAUCCAACAGUUUUGCUCACUCCGAACGCAUUGGAGGUCACAACCAUCAUGCAACGUGGUCGUCAUUUAAAUUUAGUUCUGUUGUUGGCGGUGUUGGGAUGUGCACAGGGAAAGAACGUGGUUGACAUCACCGACUACUUCCAGGAUUGUGAAAAUGGGAAGCCACUACCGGCUAUUGAUGUGAGUGAGCUUGAAUCACUGGAGGAUGACAACGGAAAUCCAACGCUGAACGGCAAAUUUAAAAUCGAAGGCAACUAUAACGAUCCAAUUAAGCUGAAAGUAUAUUCCAAACGUUUGAAGCAAGGAACUUGGACCAAUGGCGAGAUCUCCCGCGAUAUACCCAACUUGUGUCUCCUGCUGACGAGUAACUGGGAGCCCUGGUAUCCGAUGUCUAGUAAGAUGCAGCGGAAAAAAUGUCCCUACAAGGCGGGGCACGUUGAAACGUUCGACAAUAUCCUGAUGGGAGACAUGGGAAUGGACAUACCGGAUGCAUUUUCCGGCGAGUGGCAGAUGUAUAUCGAGGCAACCACCUCGAGAGGAGGCGAGAAGGUUACCGAGUGCGUGAGGCUGGCGUUCACCAUCAAGGAAAUUUAGGAAUGUUCAAGAAGCAGAAAGAAGAGUACCAGUUGAUAUGUAUUUCAAGUUGCUUAUUCUUUAGUAGGGGAGAGGGGGUAACAAUGAAACACAUUUUUUAUACGAUUUAAUUUUGAUGAUAAUACAUGUUAUUUGUGUACCCAAAAGUGAUACAUAGUUUCACUCUGUUGUUAACUAAUACAUAUAUUUUUUCCAGCUGGUAAAAUUCACGGAAAAUAACUUUUUUUGGGUAAUACACAGUCGGUGGUAAAAUGUACCAGUGAGCCCCAUGGGUAGGAACUAUGAAACACGACGUCGUCUACAGUGAAAUAUUCUACUUGCAAAUUUCAUUCUUUUGUUUUGACGAAUAAAGAUCCUAAAGCUUCCUAUUAAAGUUAUUUUGAGACGCAAAUCGUUUGUUUACGCAAGAUAUCACUAUAUCAUCGCGUAAUAUCGGACCACCAUAUAUGCAUAUAAGAUGCAAUUCUGAAAGAAGCGAUAAUUUCUACAAAACUUGCCUAAAUUGACAAACUUUCCAUUUAAUGAGUUGUAUUUAUUGUGGAAAAUCGG